AUGUCGCAGGCUCAAGAGAAGAAGAACCUCCCUACGCGGAAGGCCAACGUCGCGAAGAAGGUCGUCCAGAAGGGUAGCUCGGGUCAGACACGUGUGCGCAAGGUGCGCACUUCGCCCUCGUUCCACCGCCCCAAGACGCUCCGUCUUGCGCGCAACCCGCGAUACCCUCGUAAGAGUGCUCCUCACCUGCAGCGCUCGGACGCCUGCAAGACUCUCUUGUUCCCGUUGAACACGGAGAGCGCCAUGAAGAAGAUUGAGGACGUCAACACGCUCGUGUUUAUUGUUGACCGUAAGACCAACAAGCGCCAGAUCAAGCAGGCUCUCAAGCAGGCUUACGAUGUGGAAGCUGCCAAGGUGAACACGCUCAUUCGCCCUGAUGGCAAGAAGAAGGCAUUCAUUCGUCUGACCCCUGACCAGGAUGCCCUCGAUGUGUCGAACCGCAUUGGCCUCAUCUAA
Messenger RNA from Malassezia globosa CBS 7966, 456 nucleotides. RefSeq lists its product as uncharacterized. Gene Ontology annotation, biological process: translation; ribosomal large subunit assembly. Gene Ontology annotation, cellular component: ribosome; cytosolic large ribosomal subunit. The record is from RefSeq and is a predicted model, not a curated record. NCBI's taxonomy places the organism in Eukaryota, Fungi, Basidiomycota, Malasseziomycetes, Malasseziales, Malasseziaceae. The transcript is spliced from 2 exons. Gene Ontology annotation, molecular function: rRNA binding; structural constituent of ribosome. The coding region runs from base 1 to 456 and encodes 151 amino acids.